Nematostella vectensis (starlet sea anemone) is the source of this 3232-nucleotide messenger RNA. Its product is annotated as flowering time control protein FY. The record is from RefSeq and is a predicted model, not a curated record. The coding region runs from base 159 to 2936 and encodes 925 amino acids. Gene Ontology annotation, molecular function: protein binding. The transcript has 14 exons. NCBI's taxonomy places the organism in Eukaryota, Metazoa, Cnidaria, Anthozoa, Actiniaria, Edwardsiidae. Gene Ontology annotation, cellular component: mRNA cleavage and polyadenylation specificity factor complex.
CGUGAUAACGUGCACACAUGUCAAAGGAGAUUCAAGAUGGCGGUUUUUUACGGAAUGACGGUUUUCCGCUCGGAAAUCGGACCGUUAUCAUGAAUAUGAACGCUCUUUUCGCCACCAGUACAUAAUAAGAUUGUGGUAAAGCGCCAGCGAACCUAAAGAUGUACCAACCGAUGCACCAGGGGCCCAUGAAGGCGAUGCAAAAGCCGGUUGGUGGGCCCGUGGCUGCGCCCGCUGCCGAUCCGAAUGCCGAGGAACCACGAACGUUUCUAAAUCGACAACCGAUGGUAUUUGAUGGAAAACGGAUGCGAAAAGCCGUCAUUAGGAAAACCAUUGAUUACAACUCGUGUGUUGUGAAGUUUUUAGAGAAUCGGAAGUGGUUCAAACAUCUCGAUUCCAGGCAUGGCAUACAACCAGACGAGGCAUAUGCUGCCGAGAUUCUGCCUCCAUCAUGUAUGCCAGACAAUCCUAUUAAUGCUGUCACUACAAAGUUUGUAAGGACAUCAACCAACAAGCUGCGUUGCCCAAUUUUUUGUGUAGUUUGGACUCCAGAAGGUCGUCGUCUGGUAACUGGUGCUUCAAGUGGGGAGUUCACUUUAUGGAAUGGCUUAACUUUUAACUUUGAGACUAUAUUGACAGCCCAUGAAUCUCCUGUCCGUGCUAUGGUAUGGAACCAUCAUGACUCCUGGCUGCUGUCGGCCGAUCACUCUGGUAUUGUCAAGUAUUGGCAGUCCAAUAUGAACAAUGUACAAAUGUAUGAAGCACACAAGGAGCCGGUUAGAGGACUCAGCUUUUCUCCUACCGACAAUAAGUAUGCUUCGUGUGCUGAUGAUGGACUAGUGAAAAUCUGGGACUUUUAUCGCUGCAUGGAGGAGAAGACACUCAGAGGUCAUGGUGCUGAUGUGAAGUGCAUUGAUUGGCAUCCACACAAAAGUCUUUUAGUGUCUGGAAGCAAAGAUAGCCAACAACCAAUUAAACUCUGGGACACACGCACAGGCAAUGGACUAGCAACCCUUCAUGUGCACAAAAGCACUGUCAUGAGCAUCAAGUGGAACCAGAAUGGCAACUGGCUGCUGACUGCAUCAAGGGAUCACCUCCUGAAACUUUUUGAUAUCCGAGCCAUGAAGGAGCUGCAGGCAUUCAGAGGGCACAAGCGCGAGGCAACAGCUAUAGCAUGGCACCCAAUACACGAGAACCUGUUUGCUAGUGGCGGCUCUGAUGGUGCUAUCAUGUUCUGGAUGUCAGGGUCUGAUAAAGAUGUGGGUAACAUGGAGUCUGCGCAUGAGGGCAUGGUAUGGAGUCUUGCCUGGCAUCCCCUCGGCCACAUUCUUUGCUCUGGCUCAAAUGACCAUACCAGUAAAUUCUGGACAAGAAAUCGGCUUGGUGACAGGAUGAGGGAUAGAUACAAUCUGAAUAUCCAGGACACAGAAGAUGAUGUUGGUGAUGAUGUUGCUGGGGCUGUGCGGGGAUUUUCUGUGAAAAAUUCUAAUGUUAUUCCUGGAAUGGACACCACAUUCUCAACAUCUGAUCCAGACUUCCUUGAUACUCACACUGGUUUACCAGAUUUUGGAAGCCCUCCAAAGCAGUCCAUACAUCAGCCAUCCAAACCAGCCCCUGUCAUGGACCAGUUCACCCUUCCUGGUUUCAAAGCCCAACCCCCAAAUCCUGGAAUGAUUGCCAAUCCUGGAAACAAACCACCACUGUUUGGUAAUAGUGACAAUGUUCCCACGUUUGGACAUGGCUUGCGACCAGAUGCUCCCCCAUUCCAGCCCAGAGUAGGUGGGGGGCACAUGUUUCAGCCGCCAGGGUUUAACGUCCAAGGUGGAAACAAACCUGGGCCAGAGAACCAUAGUGGCCCUCCAUUUAAACCUGGCCAAAGGCCGUACCAACAUGGUGGUCCUGACCAGUUUGGUCCUAAUGGGCAUACAGAAGAAAUGAGACCCCUUGAGAAUAGGGGCCCACCAUUUGAGCCACCCUGGCCACAAGACCAAGUACGGGGACCCAGACCUGACAACUGGGGGCCAAACGAUCCUCGCAGAGGACCUGGAGACCCUAGAAGGGUACCUGGAAAUGACCCAAGGAGACCAGUUAAUGAUGGUCCCAAGCCAGGAAUUCUUGGUUCUCCUCCACGUGGCCCUGACAAUCUGCCGCUGGCUCCACCCACUUCAGGCGACAUGGAUGCUUUCAACAUGCCAGGAAGAGGACCUCACCAGAAUGACCCAAGGAACUUCAGGCAAGAUGCUGGUCCUGAUAACCCGUUUCCUGGAAAUCAGAACAGCAGAGGAUUCAAUCCUGCUGGGAGAGGUCCUGCAGGUGGAAGGGAGCCACAGGAUAGACCAUGGAGCAACGACGGACCAUUUGGAAGACCACCAGAUGACAGAGGGCCUCAGGAUAGACCUCCGUGGGAUGGCCCUAGGGAGCAGGACUUUAGGGGCCCUAGGGACCCACGUGCUCAGCCAGCCCACAAUCCACGGCCAGGACCCCAAGACCCCAGAGGACCACAGGACAGGCGGCCCCCAAAUGAACAGCCAAGGUCACAGGAAGGAAGUGGUCCUAAGCCUCUAAUGAGUCUGCUAUCGCUUGCACCAAUAGCUCCACCCCCAGGGGCUGAGCUGGAUAUGGUAAAGCUGGGCUUGAACCAGCCUGGACUUCAGAGAAAACGGUCGGGUGAUGACCGAAACCAGGACUUUGAUCGCAGCAGGGACCCUCGACGAGACCCGAGGGGCUCUCCUCGUGACUGGGAUAAUCAAGGGGGGCCUCCUCCUUUAAAGUUGGGUCGUGAUAAGGAUAACUGGCAGUUUGGCCCCAAUAACCCCCCCGGGCCUCCAGAUGAUAGAAGGGAAGGCAGGGGGGACCCCUCGUUCGCGGAUGAUCAUUGGGAGGAUAUAUCAUGGAACAAGGGGGAUUCAUAUCAGAGUGGCUGGCGUGGAAACAGAUAGCAUACAUUCGAUCCUUAGAUAUUUCCUCCUCUCUUACACUGCUGCUGCGAUGCUUCAUUAUUACAACUUUUCCUCAGUCAAAACAAAGCAAUAAUGAAUGCUUACUACACAGUUUAUAUUAUAAUACUGCAUGAUCCUCCAAUAUACCACAUUAACUACAAGUAUCAACAGAUCCAAUGGAAAUUUAUACUGUUCACUCAUACAAAAGUGCUGACAUAACAGCUAUCCAAGCCCCACUUGUACAUGGAUUUUUUUCCCAUAUUACUGGAAGUUUUGUAUAAAGGAUUUGAGAUUGA